AAGAAAGAAGCCAUGAGCGCGACAUACAACCUCGAGCCGAACCCCACGGCCAAGGUCGUCCUCCACACCACGGCCGGCGAUCUCGAGCUCGAGCUCUUCGCCAAGCAGACGCCCGUCACGUCGCGCAACUUUCUGCAGCUGUGUCUGGAUGGCUACUACGACAACACCGUCUUCCACCGCCUGGUCAAGGGCUUCAUUAUCCAGGGCGGCGACCCCACGGGCACCGGCCAGGGCGGCGAGAGCAGCUACGAUGGCGAGCCCUUCGCCGACGAGUUCCACAGCCGCCUCAAGUACACGCGACGAGGCCUGCUGGCCAUGGCCAAUACGGGGGAAAAGGACGACAAUGGCAGCCAGUUCUUCUUCACGCUUGCCGCGACGCCCGAGCUGCAGGACAAGAACACGCUCUUUGGCCGCGUCGCGGGCGACACCAUCUACAACCUGAUGAAGAUGGCAGAGGCCGAGAUCCGCGACGGCACCGACGACCAGCCCAUGUACCCUGCCAAAGUCACGGGCGCCGACAUCAUUAUCAAUCCUUUUGAGGACAUGGUCAAGAGGGUCCAGGCCGCCGCGCCCGCCGAGGCAGAGGCAAAGAAGCCCAAGAAGCCCAAGAGGAAGGCCGGCAAGAACGUGCUCAGUUUUGGCGACGAUGCCGAUGCCGACGCUGCGCCCAUUGCAAAGAAGCCCAAGUUCAACACCAAACUCGUCAGUGCAGCCGAAGAACAGCCCCCGUCGUCGAAAGCCCCUGAGCCGGCCAAAGCCAUCCCCAUACGCAAUCCGUCUCGCAAGUCGCCCUCGCCACCGCCAGCACCACCGUCGCCCAAGCCUGCACAGAAAGCCGCGCCCCAGUCACCGCCUGAGCCCAUAGCCCGCUCUCCACCCCCGCGACAGCUGUCGCCAGAAGCCGAGAAACGAGCAAAGCUUGACCGUGUAAACCAACAGAUUGCCGAGCUCAAAGCCUCCAUGAAGCGGACCACGACAACACAAGACACGGCACCUGUCAAGAAGAAGUCUUUGCUCGAGGCCAUGGUCCCGUCAUCAACAACGCGAGGGCGGAAGCGGGGUGCUGGUGCUAACACAAAAGACGAACAGUCUGCACUAGACAUUCUAGCGCGUUUCAAAUCCAAGCUCGAGGCCGCGGAACCGGCUUCAAUGCCCAAGUCAGCCGCGGCGACACCAGCAGGAGACACUGCGGACGGCAAUGGUGACGGACACGCUGACGGUGGUGCUGAAGAGGACGAGGCCGCUUGUGAUCUGCACUUUAUAGUAGGCUGUCAGUCGUGCAAAGCCUGGGAUGCGCAAGAAGACGACGAUUCCGACGACGACGCAGGCUGGAUGUCGCAUUCGCUCAGUUUUGCAAAAGACAGACUAGGCAAAGACUUGGAAUGGAAGCGGAAGAACGAAGAAGAAUUGCUGGUCAUAGAUCCAAGGGAAGAAGCAAAGAGGCAUAAAGCCCAAGGUAAGGCGAAGAGAGAACGGGGAUGAUACCACAAUGAGAACAGCAGGGUGAACCGACCAUGUUACACAUUCCAGUAAUACACGUGGGUCUGAUAUUGCUACAUCGCCGUGCGCCUCUGAGGCUGUUGGAUCAUGAUGCCACGAGCUGCCCGCGCUAUCCACCAGUGCGCCGCACAGCACGGAAUACUGCCUAGGUACCGCAGUCCUUGCUCUG
Molecule: messenger RNA, 1669 nt
Organism: Exserohilum turcica Et28A
Lineage: Eukaryota; Fungi; Ascomycota; Dothideomycetes; Pleosporales; Pleosporaceae
Exons: 1
Coding region: 13-1482 (489 amino acids)
Biological process (GO): protein peptidyl-prolyl isomerization; protein folding
Cellular component (GO): catalytic step 2 spliceosome
Molecular function (GO): peptidyl-prolyl cis-trans isomerase activity
Source: RefSeq, a predicted model, not a curated record